AUGAACCGCUCGUGCCCAGGAGAACCAUACUUUUGCCCGUCAUUAUGGCCAUUAGACAUGCCGUCGCCCCAUUUGAUCACUUGGUCAUUUUUUACCGCCCUUUUGUCACCAAUUACCAUCGUCUCGAACGCAGCACUAAUUUAUGGACUGUACAAAAUGGAGCAGCUAAACACGAUCACAAACAAAUUCAUUCUCGUGUUGAAUUUAUCAGAUCUUGGAUUUGGUAUAUUCAUCCUACCAUCCAUUGCUGCAAUGGCAGCUUUGAAAGGCAUGUACCGCAACUGUGUCGUUGAACUGGUUAUUCAAUAUUGCGCCUUUCUUCUCGCAUAUUUCUCCUUUUUCAUGUUUAUGUGCGUAUCUAUGGAUCGGUAUCUUCACGUGACGAAACUCAAAAAGUACAAUAAGUUCAUGAACGAAUUUCGCAUGAAGGUGAUCGUUGUGUUUAGCUUCAUCACAUCGGCAAUAAUCGCCUACAUAUCGAUCGCGUUUCCUUCUUUCCCACUGCAAGUCGUGUUGAAUUUAUCCGAUCUGUUUGGUAUUCUGUUUAUGUUCAUAUUGUAUUCGAUGGUGUUUCGCAGAAUUGCCACUCAUGCGGAGAAAAUUAAGAAAAUGCUGAGAGAUGCCGGAGAAAAUUCGGGUAACCGAGAAACGAGACGAGAAAUCUCGGCAACGAAAACGAUUCGUUUUGUCCUGGGUGCUUUGUUGGUUCUGUAUCUACCGUACAACAUUUGCUCCGCAAUCUGGACGUAUUACAAAUACCAGGAGAAGAGGAAUCCUCCAUUAAUUAUAAACGCACUAGAAUAUUGGUCUUAUAUAAUUGUGUUUUUUAAUGCUUCAGUAAAUGCUAUCCUAUUCGCUUAUGGCAACAGCAUUGUGAGAAGAAUUUUAAUUGGAUGCAUUUUCAGAAGUCAAAUUGCUCCAAAGAGCGCAGUAAGUGACGUCACAAAGACCUCUAAAAUUGCAAGCAAGUUCUAGUUGAAGCCAUUCAAGGAGAGGUUGACGUCAUCUGCUCUAGACUAGUGUCUUGUCCAUGCAAUGUAAUUAUUUUUUGGUGAGAGCAAUAAUCAAUCGGUGCACAUAUGAACUUUUCACAAAAGCAGUGUGAAGGCUCCUACCCUACAUAAGGCAUAGAGAGGUUUUACUGGCUGAUCAAUGGUAGCUAUAAAAAAUGGUUCAAUUUUUCAGUCGUUGACAGGAUUUUCUCCUUACACGGUUAUGGAAAAAUAAUAGCAACAACGAAGAAAAGGAAACAGACAACAGAUUCUAAAUUUUUGUCGAUUGCUGAUCCUUGCCUUUUAAUUAUUUCGAGUGUUGAUAACGUCAAGAAACUUUAUUUCACUCCAAUCAGCUUCAGCACAGAAUACAUCACAAAUUCAUAUAGACUUGAAGAAACAAAGGUUGAUAUUUUGCAAUUUUUUGCAUUCGUUUGGCAGUGUCAUAGUGUUGUGCUAAGAAUCAUCGUCUAUGAUAUGUAUCUGUAAAACUUAAUGUGAUGUUCUGUUAUAUUGCUGUUUAAACGCUGCAAAUAAACAUAAUUAAGCGUAGUUAUGUUAUGUUGUAUAACAAGAUUGUAAAAUUAGAUUAAGGGCCAUCUUGGACUGAAUAUAUCUCAAAAAAAUGUUAGUGGUAAAAAGUUCAAGUGCUGCAAGGAGAGACAUAUAAGACUACGGUGUCCUAACAUUUCCUAAACAGCCGCUGUUCGUAGUGCUUAUUCAUGAAUGGAGUAAAUCUUUGCGCUAACUCGUCGAUCAUGAAACAUCUAUAUUAACGGACAGUAGCUAAACUUUAACAUUUCAAUAGCUCCCAUGACAUUCAUGGU
This is a messenger RNA of Rhopilema esculentum, 1819 nucleotides long. The record is from RefSeq and is a predicted model, not a curated record. Lineage: Eukaryota; Metazoa; Cnidaria; Scyphozoa; Rhizostomeae; Rhizostomatidae.